CUAGCAUUUUAACCAAUGGCCGGGCCGGCCACGCAACCCUACCAACGACCAGCAUAGUACGGCUGCACCCCGCCAAGUCGCCACUGGACCAUCUAUCAUGCCCUCGAGCCAGACUCGGACGAAGCUCAAGAAGUUCCAAUUCAUCGAGGGGGCGCCUGCCCCUCAAACCAUGGCACGCAUCGACUCGGAAAAAGAAAAUACGGCUGCGCGGAAGGAGCCCAGGGCUGCCGCUGCGAAACAGCGUGUCGAUUCACACCAAACCACAGCCACAGAAGCCGCUGAGCAAGCGGCACGAACGCCGAGACCGGCAAAGGCGAACACAAAAUCAUGUCCACCUCCAUCGACACCUGGGACUAGGCUCCCGCUUGCCGAGCUCGUUGGUAACGUUGACGAUUCCAGUCGACAUGUCGUCAAGGCCGUUGUGUCGCCAGAAGAACAGCUGUGCUGGCGUGGUUCGCAGCAGAUAAAUACGCCUCUUCCACGCAAGCGGAAACGUGCACGAAGCUCCUCGCCGGCGGCGCCCUCCCCAGAAGAUCAUCAGGUACAACAUCAGGACGCGAGACAGCUCACCACCCCUCAGGCCAAUCCCGCCACCGAAUUGUGGAAUCAGUACACGAACAACAAGGGAACGCCGAGCGGACACAAGAACAUCGCAUUCGCGCAUCUCAUUAGCGAAGCCUCGCCGCGAUCCUCUGCGAACGCCGGGAGCGUGAGUGGUCUUCGUCGGUGGGCCAGCUGCGGUGUUGAGUUCCCAGCAUCUACCAAGAAAAGGAGACGGACGCAAGCAUCAAUUGGUGUUUUCAAGGAACACGCUGAGGAUCCAGCGGACCAACCAAGCUCCGAUGGAAACUUUCAAGGGCCACCGAGGGGCAAGACCAACCUGGCAGAAAUGCUUGAAAAGAUGCGCGACUCGAUGGCGAAGCCGGUUCAGAGAAUGGGAUCACAGGCUCCAUCCAGCUCUUCGCCCCUGCCGGCCGCCGAGCGCUUGGAAAUACCAGCGGAUUCACCCUUGCGACGUCUCGGACGGGCAGACUUCGAAGAUGAAGAAACAUCCGACACCCUUGUUGAGGAUGCUGUUGCUGCGACGAAAGCUGAAGACGAGGAAGAUGAGUUUGGGUCUCAUAGAACCUCGGGUUCUUCCGACGAAUUCGGAGAUGUUGACUUCGAUGAUGAUAUGGCGGAUGUCCUUGAGAUCUCGGGCCAGACUGCAACCGCACAGCAGGCACAGAUUCUUCAUCCACCUGAACAGGUACAAAUACCCUCGCAAGCAGCUCCUCGUGAGCAUUCUGGCCCUCCUGUAUUGGAGCCAACAGAUAGCGAUGAUGAGUUUGGAUUGGACGAGGACAUGUUUGCAGAAGAUCUUGAGCAUGUAGCAUCGCUUUACGAUGCUAGGGCUGAGCGGACACCAGAGCAGCAGGCGUCCGGUGUGAACGCAACAGAGAACAGGCAAUUAGGGAGUGAGGCUUCGCUUGCACCUGCGCCCCCAGUCAUCAACCUGGUUGAUGACGACGAUGACGAUGAUUUUGGCGAUGAUAUAGACGUUGACGAGUUUGCGGUAGCCGAGGUGGCAGCAUCACAAGCACCCGCGACGAAUGUAUGUAGACCACGAACAUAUUAAUGAAUGAAUGCUGAAUCUUGAAGAGUGCACAGGACACUAGAGCUAUCCAGCGCUACCUAAUAAAGCGUGUAGAUGAAGGCCACUACAAGACUGAAAAGGGCUAUCAAAUGCCCGAGAAGGUGCGGUUGUCUAC
Molecule: messenger RNA, 1751 nt
Organism: Paraphaeosphaeria sporulosa
Lineage: Eukaryota; Fungi; Ascomycota; Dothideomycetes; Pleosporales; Didymosphaeriaceae
Exons: 1
Coding region: 98-1618 (506 amino acids)
Source: RefSeq, a predicted model, not a curated record